AUGAAGAUUUUACCGUCUACCCUGGCGAGCCUUAGCCUUGCCGCUGCUCCUGGAUGGUUAGCCGCUUCCCGGGGAGGAUAUUCUUCCGCUAGCUGUAAAUGCGAAAUAAAAUGUACUCCUGAUAUUCAGAGGGAAACGUGCGCCGCCGACAUUGUUGCCGCUAUCGAUAUGCAGUAUUUCACAGAGCAAAAGGAAAAAAGCGCUGCGGAAUUCCUGUCUCGUCUGGAGAAUGAAAUUUCAACGACCUUAGGCUAUGGCAGUAAUCGACAGGCGGCCAGGUUUGCUGUGUUUGGAUUUUCUAGUGAAAACGAUGAAAUUCAAACUGGCCUGAGCUUUUUGGACUCUGUUGAUGAACUCAAAGCAAGUGACAUUCCAGAUAAAAUUGAGAAUAUUUUCAAGUCGGGUACCAUCAACAAGUGGGCCUUUGAGAAUGAUGAUGAACAGGAUCUUGGCGUGGGAAUUGAACGAGCACUGGACUUUUUCAAGGAGCCGCACUUGCCAGCAGUUGAAGAAGAAAGAGAUGAUCUUGGGUUUGAACCGACCAGACUGCUGCUCGUGCUUUCCGAUGGUGCUAAGAAGAAGAAAUCCAGCUCGCUUCUAAAAGCAAUCGAAGCCGCUCAUGAAAAUAAUAUUAAGAUCGGCGCUGUUACGCUGACUCAAAUGGACUCUCCCGCUUGUCGCCGAGGAUACGUCAUGUGUCCGGAUGUAGAGCACUUAACUUCACUAUCUGACUUUGUCGUUGAUGGAUCCAGAGCCGGCUCAGCUGCUCGUGACGUUUUUGACUUUGUCGGACAGAAAGAGUGCUACCACAAUGGCGGCUGCAAGCCGUGUAAUUGUGAAUGUGACCUUCCACGAGGACCAGCUGGUGAGGAAGGUGCUCUUGGUUGUGAUGGAGCUCAAGGUCCUUGUGGUGAUUCUGGCAACCCGGGAAAAGAUGGUGUUGAUGGCCCUGCUGGUCCUCCUGGCCCGAGAGGCACACCAGGUCCUUGUGGUCCUUGUGGUCGUCCCGGUCUACCUGGUACUGGUGGUGAAAUAGGUCCCGAUGGCGGCGAUGGUAUGGAUGGAAACCCUGGUGUUGUCGGCCUACAAGGUCCAACUGGUCCUCCAGGAGAACAAGGCGAUGCUGGUAUCCGAGGAUACAGCGGUGUUCACGGCAAUCAAGGACGAAAUGGGCCGGAUGGCAAACAAGGCGAGAAGGGCGAAAAAGGCCAGCCAGAUAAGGAACCUUGGAUCAACGGCGGACAGGGAUGCGCAAUCUUCCGAUUUCUUUUGGACCAGUUCCUGGAAGAACACGGCUUCCAGACCGAACAGUGGAAGGCUUACCUCACCUCAUACUAUAGUGAUGAGGUUGUGUCGACAUUGAGCACGAGCAUUCGAGAAAUUGUUGUUGAAUGGAUGAAUGAGAACAUGGACGUUAUCAACUGCAUGCUGAAUUGUGGAUCAGCUGAUUGCGGAGGUGGAAGCGGCAAUUCUGCUGGAAAGGGUGGUGGAAUCACUGUCAAGCCACUCGAAUGUGAAGAACCUGUCGAUGUGGUGUUUAUGGUUGAUGGAAGCGAUUCUGUAUCAUCUCGUGACUGGCCUAAAGUUCUCACCUGGGUUACUAACCUUGUUGAUCAGAUCUCCCCAGCUGACCGAGAAAAGUCAUCAACAAUCGUGUUCCAAGAUUUCUCGAUGAACCCUGCUACUGGCGCAAUUCCACAGGAGAUUAUGGGGCGAUUCGAUCCGGGCGAUCAGGGCUCCGUUGACGAUUUCAAGGCCGCCGUUCUCGCCGCAAAACAAUCUGGUACGACACCUAAUGACUUUCUUCCCUAA
Molecule: messenger RNA, 1812 nt
Organism: Oikopleura dioica
Lineage: Eukaryota; Metazoa; Chordata; Appendicularia; Copelata; Oikopleuridae
Source: the annotation of a GenBank genome assembly